GCAGAUCCUGCACCGGAACCUGGUCUACCUGGCCACGAUCGCGGAUUCUAACCAGAACAUGCAGUCCCUGCUGCCCGCCCCGCCGACCCAGAGCCUGGCGCUGGGCCCCGGAGGGCUGUCCCAGAGCGGCUCGGGCCAGGGCCUGCACCCGCAGGGCAGCCUCAGCGACGCCAUCGGCGCGGGCCUGCCACCACCCUCCCUCGUGCAGGCCCAGAUCGGCAACGGUCCGAACCACGUGACCCUGCAGCAGACGGCGCAGAGCACGCUGCCCACCACCUCCAUGAGCAUGUCCGGCAGCGGCCACGGCUCGGGGCCCGGCUACAGCCACUCGGGACCGGCCUCGCAGAGCAUCCCCCUGCAGGGCCAGGGCGCCAUCAGCAGCUACGUGUCCCGGGCCAACAUCAACAUGCAGUCCAACCCAGUGUCCAUGAUGCACCAGCAGGCAGCCUCGUCCCACUUCAGCGCGGCACAGGGCGGGAGCCAGCACUACCAGGGCCAGUCCAUGGCCGUGAUGGGCCAGAGCGGCCAGGCGGGCAGCAUGAUGGGGCAGCGGCCCAUGGCGCCCUACCGGCCCUCCCAGCAAGGCUCGUCCCAGCAGUACCUGGGCCAGGAGGAGUACUACGGCGGCGAGCAGUACGGCCACGGCCAGGCCGCCUCGGAGCCCAUGAGCCAGCAGUACUACCCUGACGGACAUGGCGAUUAUGCCUACCAGCCGGCGUCCUACACGGAGCAGAGCUACGACCGGUCGUUUGAGGAGUCCACGCAGCACUACUACGAGGGCGUGUUGUCCAUAUAGGUCCGUCUUCUACUGGGAUUUGGCCCCGGGUCAAGAGAUGGUUUUCCUGGGUGCGUGAGAGUUGCGUCGGCUUCUCACCCCCUGCACACCUGUUGUGUCUAGGCCACAGCGGCUGCUGCUGUGAUUUAGCUCCUUUUCCUAUUAUCCUAGAAAGAGAAAAGGGGCUGUAAGACAUGAGAAUAUGCAGACUGACCCCCAAACUCUGAAACCCUGGAGAAAACCUGACAGGUCUCUGAUGAAUUUCUCCGCUGCGUUUCUCACAAAGACAGUGAACCUGGGGCUCCACUGGUCACUGAUGCCUCCUCGGCCAUCAGCUGCCCCAUCGGCCAUUGCUGCUGGGACCGGUCAUGGUUGUGAGGAGGGAGCAGCUGUCAAGGUGUUUCCUUAGAUGGUGACCAGUCAGAAAACCCCGCAGAUUCCUCCGAGCCCACCUUGGAGAAGGGCUCCUGUGCUGUAGAGCGUGUGUUCCUUCGUUGUUCUGCACAGCUGGAAAUUGAACUUCCUUAUGGGGUUUUAAGCCUUGCUACAUGAAUUCGCUCUCAAUAAA
Physeter macrocephalus (sperm whale) is the source of this 1343-nucleotide messenger RNA. Its product is annotated as calcium-responsive transactivator-like. Bases 59 to 796 code for a protein of 245 amino acids. NCBI's taxonomy places the organism in Eukaryota, Metazoa, Chordata, Mammalia, Artiodactyla, Physeteridae. The record is from RefSeq and is a predicted model, not a curated record. The transcript is spliced from 7 exons.